Molecule: messenger RNA, 6266 nt
Organism: Eriocheir sinensis (Chinese mitten crab)
Lineage: Eukaryota; Metazoa; Arthropoda; Malacostraca; Decapoda; Varunidae
Product: pecanex-like protein 4
Exons: 18
Coding region: 137-4396 (1419 amino acids)
Cellular component (GO): membrane
Source: RefSeq, a predicted model, not a curated record
GCAGACCUCACGUUAGCUGUCUGGUGUAUACAGAUCAAUGGCGAGGCGAGGCAUGAUGUAGGCUGUCGUGGCGCCCUCACACGUGUCUUUCACCCUUGUUCCUUUCCCCUUCGAGGCUUUAUCACCGCUGCCCGCCAUGAAUGCGUUCUCGGCCACCACGGCUCGCCUGGCCUGGGCCGCCGCCGCCCACCGCGGGAUGGAGUCACCGCUGGUCAGUGAGUACAAGAAGCCCUUCAUCCGCCGCCGCCUUCUGGAGACAUUCCUGGGCGGCCUGCGACUGGCGGCCUCGGAGGACGCGCCGCUCUAUGUCUACUGCAUCCAGGUCGCCAUGUUCUCCGUGGUGCCGCUGGUGACGGUGAUGUUUGUGUUGUUGGAACAGAGUGGGAAGGUCACCCUUAUGGCGGCCAUCCUCAUCAGCGGAGCGGUCGACCUCCUAUAUUCCCUUGCCCUCCAGCUGACAGCAUCCCGGCUACGCUCGCGACAGGACGAGGAGGCGGACAUGUCGCAGGUCAACAUAGCCAGUGACGAGGAGGUUAUAGAAUUUGACUCCCCACUCGGCCCCAAAACGUGGACCUUUCUUAUCAGGGAAAAGAAGCUGAAGGGCGGCAUCAUCAUCUCCUCCCUCAUCACGGGCGUCGUCGGCGGGUGCUGCGUCUACUACAUCCGCCCAUCAACCACCUACCAUCUGGGACCGCCGUGGGCCGCCUCCCUCACCUUCAGCCUGCUUGGGGUCCUGACGGUGGCUGCGGGCACGUGGCCGCUCAUCGGGGGCAGCCCUCCAGAGCCGGCCACCUUCCACCCCCUCGGCCACGACCUGCCCACGCUGUCCCGGCCUGCACAUAUGCUGACCUGCGUCCUGCUACACUUCCUGGCCAACCGGCACCCAUACAACUGGCUGCUCACAGUGGAUGCCUUCACCCACACUCUCUUUGCCCUGGCCCCGGCACUCUGGCUCCUGGGUAUCCUGCCUCCCAUCGACGCCUAUGUCUUGUGGCUCCUGGAACAGUGGCUCGUGCUGGUGCUGGGCGGCUCCCCAGUGUCAUCCACCCGUCGGCUCUUGGCACAGGUGUUCUUUGGCACACUCUCCCUCCUCAUGGUGGCGGCCCUGCCCUCGUACCCUUCCAUGAUCGUCUUUGCCGCCUGUCGGGGUUUCGUCCUGAGUGUUGACAUGGCCUGGAUGGUGUCGUCUCUCCUCUCUCACCGGGUCUCCAUCCUCGCGGGGUUGUCGGGGAAGUACGACGAGACCCACCCUGGCCCUGGCGGCGCCCCCUCGCUCCGCCGCCAGACGUGCCACAGGGAGCUCGUGCUGGUGGUGGUGAUGCUGGUGGCUGUGUCGGGCAUGAGUCUGGGGUGCCACGUGCCGCAUAUGGAAUGGUAUGAGCAGGUGGUCAACAUCACGUGGGAGAACGGCACGGUUUCCAAGUUCCCGAGCCGGCCCGCGCUGUUCCAGGAGCCGGCCCGUGACACAGUGGGCGUGGGGCUCCUGGUGCUGACCCUGGCCAUGCUGCUGGUGGGGGAGGGCCAGAAGGUGUACCUGCUGGGCCUGCUGAGGAACCCCUUCUUCCCGGCACUCUCCCCCGGCGGCAGUGAUGGUGGUGGUGGUGGUGGUGGUGGCUCCUGUCUGCAUGUGUACUCCCAGCUGUUACUCAUAGGCUGUCCCCUCCUGUCGCUGGUGUUCGUCCAUCAGGCUGUGUCGGCUGAGCUGCCCCUCUUGGCUGUGGCCUUGCCUGAGACCUUUGGACACCUCCUGCUGACGGUUCCCCUCGCCAGGGUGAUGCGCCAGAUCUGGCAGUUCCCGCAAGCGUCCUUUCUUCAACUCUCCAUAUAUUACAUCCUGGACGUGGUGUGGCGGCGGGGGGGCGUGUCCUCCGGGGGGCCUCUGGGGGCGUGGGCGGCCAUCUCCCCGGCGGUGCGCAUGCUCAUCCUCAGCGUGGCGCACCUCUGGGGGGCGCGUGUGCUGCACCGCCUCUCCACGGUGCUGCUGUUCCUCAUGACGCCAUUCACGGAGAAGAAGCACAAGAACUCGGUCAACUUCUUCCUGCUGGGCUUCAACCUGGCGCUGUCCCCGGUCCUUCUGGCGCUGGUCAUCGUCUCUGCCAUGCUGUGUGCCCCCCUCCUGCCGGUCUUUACGCUGCCGGUGUUCCUGCUGGGGUUCCCGAGGCCCCUCAGGUUCUGGUCGUACCCGGUGGGCCGCGCGUCCAACUCCUGUGAGGACUCUGUGUACUACCAGCAGCUGACGCCACAUGUGAUGCUGGCGCUCCACGCUCACCUGCAGGCCGGCGCGCUGGGCAUGACGGAGCCCGGGGAACACUUUCUGCUGCGCUGGGAGGACAGGUUCAUCUGGGUACAGAUCCUUGAGUCCGGGUUCACCUACCACUACUACAGCGUCAAGGGCUUGGAGCUUCAGGAGACCAGUUGCCACACUGCCGAGGCCUCACGCGUCGACGCAAACUUCAGCCGCGCCUUCGACCUCCCAGAGAGCAGCAGCAGCAAGGGGAAGGUGUUUGCAGCGCUCAUCAACCGCCAAGCCUUCCACACCCUCACCCCCCUCACCCGGUUCUCCGUCCCGGGGUACUCCGACACCCGUAACGUCCUGACGGGUGUUCUCGACUCACCCGACACACUGGGGAUGGUCCGUGACUACUUCCUGAAGGCGCUUAUCUACAUACUAGUUGACCAUGCUGUCUCUAGGGCCAUCGGGCGACCUCAAGGCCCCCAACCAGCGCCUCACAGCCGUCCCGUCACCACGAGUAAGAGCCAGGGGCAUUUGAGGAACCUCCCGCGAGUGCCGAGAGGAAAAACGUCGCUACCGGACAGCCCAUCGCCGGUUGUGUCCGAUCAAGAGAGCCCGGUUACGUCGCUUGGCGGUAGACGGUUCUCGCACUCAUCCUGGCAGAGCGGGAGGGGUAGUCGGGUGGCCUGGGCGGGGGAGCAGACCGGGAUACCCAUCGUGCGGACUGGGGACACACCACCGCCACCACCAGUGAACUGGGAGGAGGAGGAUGACGAGAUUGACAGAAGAGAACGGAGGAGGAGCCACUCGUCAUCGCAUAUCCGUGGUCUUGUCUCGGCAGGCUCCCCGGACGUCACUACCCCCGGCAGCUUCAUCCCGGGGCGCAUGUACGACUCAGACUCCGAUGAUGGCAGCUCCCCGCACCACAACGCACGCCGCACAAACAGACACACACACACGUACGCCCAAACCACAUCAUCGAGAGUCGUUAAUUUGCGAGUGGUGGCACGGGGAGGGGGUGGAGGUGGUGUGCGGCCCUCCUCGCCUAUAUACGAGAGCCCCCUCAGCGCGGCACUGGCACCCGCAGCGGACUGGAUGGCCGACUCGCCGAUCGAAACGGAAUCUCUCGAGGAAGCGCAGGACGCAUUCCCGCACGCCUGGUUCAAGUUUCUCCUCAGCACGUUCGGACAUGUUUACCUCCAGCGCCUUGACACUCCCCCCCUGCCCACCCAGACGGCCCCCCCCAGCACGUCCUCCUCCUCCAGCUCCUCCUCUUCGGGGGCGUCCAGCGAACCCGCCAGCACCCACCAGCCUGGGAGUAAGGGGGGCCAGGGCGGGACACAGGGCGGGCAGGGGGACAAUGUGAUACAGAGAAUGCAGUAUGACGAGACGCUGGAGGACGCCUACAGGCUGCUCAUCGGGACCUGCCACCUCAUCCUGCUGGGCCCAGACGACCUGCCGCCCUCGCCCUCGCAGGUGUACAAGACCUUCAGCGGGGAGGUGCCCUGGUCACCGCACCUGGACUGGCUCGUCAGUAAGCCCGUCCUCUACAACCUGGUGCUCAUGGCCUACAGGAUCGGGGUGAAGCUCUCCCUGGACCACACGCUCAUCGGGGGCAUCACCGGGUGGGCCGAGCUGCACUCCCACAUGGAGGACUACACCCGGAACUGGUACCUGGGCCCAGACGUGAGGGUGCCGGAGCCCUCCCCCAACGCCCCCCGCACCCCCCAGGGCCUCCACGGCAAGGCGCUGGAGUACAAGGAGAGUGGCCUGUGGGGUCCCCAGAGCUGGACGGAGGCGGUGAGCAUGGAGGUGCCCAAUCUCUUCGCGCUGGGCCAUAACGCAGUCAAGGGCGUGUACACCUCUCACCUCCUGACGCUGGGUGAGGCUGAGGUGCGCGUGGGGCGGCUGGGCGGGGAGACGGUGCGGGCGCUGUGGGCGUCGCUGGUGGCCGAGCUGCUUUACCUCACCAACGACGAUGACGAACGAUACUCCAUACAGGCUCACCCCGGGCUGCUGCGUAACCUGACCAUCCAAGCUGCGGAUCCCCCCCUCGGCUACCCCAUCUUCUCCAGCCCCCCCCUCCGCCUGGCGACCACCUGGCUCAGCGCCACCUACCGGCAGCUGCACCACGACCAAGAGAAGGAGCACCAACAGAAGUAGUAGUAGUGGUAGUAGUAGUAGUUUGGGUGUUAGUGGUGGGUAGUUUUGUGAGCCUGGUGAUGGCUUGGCAAGGCUUCUUUAGCGUGAACUUGUUAAAACACUCGUGAGAACCCGACUCAUCUCCUUUGUGGCCUUGGGAAAUGGGUGUUGUGAGAGCUGAAAGUGUCUGAGCUAAGCCGGCCCUGGAGUGGUUUGUCGUAUAAGCCAUUUUACUCCAAAUUUCCCUUCAGAAUCAAUAGACCAAAACUGUCCUUUUUUAUCCCUUUCUAUAUAUUUCUUAGUUCUUACUGUAUGUCCAUGGACUGUUUUACGAGCCCAGUGGUGGCUUGGCAAGGCUUCUGCUGCACCGUGAAUGUGAUAGAAUGCCCAUGUGAACCAGACUUGUAUAUGUGGCCUUGGUUAACUGUGAGAGCCGGAAGGAUCUGUGGGGAUGGUGAUACAAGGUUGGGGUCAGGCCAUACAAGAGGGAGCUGGUCUCUUCUUCGUCUGCCUGGGUAAUGCUCAUAGGAGGGUUAAGAUGUAAGGGUUUGUUGUUUUUAGCUGCUUCAUCAGUGUUGUGUUGUGUGUCACAGGAAUGGCCAAGGAAGGAGAGCUUGUAAUAGGGGUGAAAAUAUAUGUUUAAUUCUAUUCAAAUUUUCACACGAAUUCUUGUGCUCUCUUUCUAACCCAUUCAUAUAUUUAUUACCACAAAUAUUUAUUUAUUUAUUACAACCGAUAUUUAUUCAUUUAUUCACAUAGACUUGAUAUCCUUUUGUGCUCAACCUCACUGUGUAUUUUGUUGCCAGAUGAACAAUGACGAGAUUAUCUUUACUAUGUUGUAUUUCCUUCCCUAAACUCUCUAUACUCUUCUUCUGUAAGGAUAUUUUCAUGCAGUUAUUGUUACUAUUUAUGAUAUUGCUUUUUAUUACUUAUUUACUACUGUUACUAUCUUAUUAUUUGUGUUGUGUGUCAAAAUGUUUUAGAAUGAGGAAUUAGCGACUUUUUUCUUCUUUUUUAUAAAGGGAAAAGGUACAAUUAUAUGCCUCUGUAUCCAUAAGAAGGAGAGAUUUAAAACACACACACACACACACACACACACUUUUUUUUUUUACAGCAAGGAGACAGCUCAAGGGCACACAAAAAAGGAAACAAUAAUAAAAAAAAGCCCGCUACUCGCUGCUCAUAAAAAGAAUCGAAGGUGGUGGCCGAAAGAGGGGUCAAUUACGGGAGUAUGAAUCAUUGAGUUUUCGGUAAUUAUCAGUCGCCUGCAGUGAUGUGUUAACUAUGGGAAUUUGUUUGCGAUUAUCUAUUUUAACACCGAGUAGAAUAAGUCCGCUAGUUUGUACCCAUAAUGAAGAGGAGAGCUUGUUUCGUCAGUGUUCAGUUUUCGGUAAUCAUCAGUCGCCUGCAGUGAUGUGUUAACUAUGGGAAUUCGUUUGCGAUUAUCUACUUUAACACCGAGUAGAAUAAGUCCGCUAGUUUGUAGACAUAAUGAAGAGGAGAGCUUGUUUUGUCAGUAUUGAGUUUUCGGUAAUCAUCAGUCGCCUGCAGUGAUGUGUUAACUAUGGGAAUUCGUUUGCGAUUAUCUACUUUAACACCGAGUAGAAUAAGUCCGCUAGUUUGUACCCAUAAUGAAGAGGAGAGCUUGUUUCGUCAGUAUUGAGUUUUCGGUAAUUUUCAGUCGCCUGCAGUUAUGUGUUAACUAUGGGAAUUCGUUUGCGAUUAUCUACUUUAACACCGAGUAGAAUAAGUCCGCUAGUUUGUACCCAUAAUGAAGAGGAGAGCUUGUUUCGUCAGUAUUGAGUUUUCGGUAAUUUUCAGUCGCCUGCAGUUAUGUGUUAACUAUGGGAAUUCGUUUGCGAUUAUCUACUUUAACACCGAGUAGAAUAAG